GAGAAAAGCACCUGCUUUUAACACCCUUUAUUUAGUCCUAAUCUCUUACAGGCAGAAUCAAAGCUCUGUAGGCUGGAUUUUCGAAAAAUAUUGCCUUUUUUGUUUGUUUGUUUUAAUUAGUCAUUUAACUUCUUUUUAUUUUAUUUUUUUCUUUUUCCCCCUUCUUCUUAAGCAUAGAGCAUAGUUUUGGAAGCGAUUGCUGAGAAGAGCAACCACUGCUGGCCAGGGUGAUUUCUGAGAAGCACAGACAGCUGUAACUCAAGGAAAAGGUUCUGAGCCCCGGAGGAGACAAUGUUCGCUAAACUCUUCCAGCAGUGGAGUUUCGCAGUGUUCCUGCUGAGUUACUCCGUGCCCUCCUACGGGAGAUCAGUAGAGGGGAUCAGCCGCAGACUCAAACGGGCUGUAUCAGAGCACCAGCUAUUGCAUGACAAGGGCAAGUCAAUCCAAGACUUACGAAGAAGAAUAUUCCUUCAAAAUUUAAUCGAAGGCGUCAACACUGCAGAGAUCCGUGCAACGUCCGAGGUGUCACCCAACCCUAAACCUGCCACCAACACCAAGAACUACCCUGUCCGGUUUGGCAGUGAGGAUGAGGGCAGAUACCUGACUCAGGAGACAAACAAAUCACAGACCUACAAGGAGCAGCCCCUGAAGGUGUCAGGGAAGAAAAAGAAAGCGAAGCCUGGAAAACGUAAGGAGCAAGAGAAGAAAAAGAGGCGAACCCGCUCAGCUUGGCUAAAUUCUGGCAUGUACGGAGACAUCGUGACCGAGAGCCCACUCUUGGACAUCUCUGUUACUACACAUAAUCACACUUUAAGGAGGCGCUGACAUUUUCAGCAAGAGAUAUUUGGAAGACAUAUUGCAGUAUUCUGUAAUAGUGAACAUAUGGGAAGUAUUAAAAUAUUUAUUACCUGUAAAUAUUGUAAAUGCUCAGAAUAAAACCUUUUCCCCCCAUUGC
Molecule: messenger RNA, 955 nt
Organism: Catharus ustulatus (Swainson's thrush)
Lineage: Eukaryota; Metazoa; Chordata; Aves; Passeriformes; Turdidae
Gene: PTHLH
Product: parathyroid hormone like hormone
Exons: 4
Coding region: 292-825 (177 amino acids)
Biological process (GO): osteoblast development; regulation of chondrocyte differentiation; bone mineralization
Cellular component (GO): extracellular region
Molecular function (GO): hormone activity; peptide hormone receptor binding
Source: RefSeq, a predicted model, not a curated record